This is a messenger RNA of Cygnus olor (mute swan), 6837 nucleotides long. It is a transcript of the gene ITGAE, whose product is annotated as integrin subunit alpha E. The record is from RefSeq and is a predicted model, not a curated record. Gene Ontology annotation, biological process: cell-matrix adhesion; cell adhesion mediated by integrin; integrin-mediated signaling pathway. NCBI's taxonomy places the organism in Eukaryota, Metazoa, Chordata, Aves, Anseriformes, Anatidae. The coding region runs from base 2794 to 6147 and encodes 1117 amino acids. Gene Ontology annotation, molecular function: integrin binding. Gene Ontology annotation, cellular component: integrin complex; external side of plasma membrane. The transcript is spliced from 35 exons.
AGUUGAGGGAUUAAUAGAAGCCAAAGAAUUGUUGGUACAGGAAGUAGAAAUGUGCAGGAUCAUACAUACCCCAGACAUCCUGCCACAAGGUGUCAAUAUUUCUGUUAAUAAUAAUAUGUUAAAUAAAAAGGGAACACCAGUGCUCUCCGUGUGUGUGUGAUGGGGGGAAUUUAACUUCUGCAUUAAAAAAUUAAUAUGAUGAGGGGCAUCUGAGAGCUGAUAUCUUUCUUAAAUCAUUGCUGUGAGUUCACUCAAGUGGAUCUGUCUGCAAAUUUCUAUUUUAUGUGACAUGUCCACGUAGCAAGCACCAAAGGAGAAAGCGAACAGUACAAAAGCCCUAGAGGCUUUUCCAGAUGUAUCCUAUCAUGCUAGGUAUACUAAGGGUGCUGAUAGAGACGUAUGGAAAUGCUAAAAAUUACCUUUCAGUAACAUAAGUUUGCCUUUCAGUAGCUCUUUGUAUCUGCAGUUUUAUUAAAAUGUCACUAGUGUACGCCUUGAAACCUCAGUUAGGCAAUCUACAGUAGAGUCACUUGUCUCAGCGAGCACAAUGAGACGUGCAGAUCUGGAGAAUCAUCAGAGGAAGAGAGCUGCUUUUGCCUGGUACCUCCAGUCCUCCUCCUCACUUCAUCUUAAAGCUGGGAACCAUGAGGUUGUUCUUGUACCUGCUCUUCCUAAUGAUGAUCAAGUCCUUGAGGAGCUUUAAUGUUGACACUGGCAAGAAGUGGAUCACACCACACACAGACUCUCUGUUGUGGCCCAAGGUUCUUCAGCACUCAGAUGGGAACACAACCAUGUAAGGAACAGAAGAAAGAAAAACAUAUCCAGGCUUCCCAGGUCUUUGUGAAUGAUUGUGGUCCGAGCUCACGUAGCUUCUCAUUUCUACAACUGUUAUCACAGGUUCCUCUGCCUGGGACCCAGAACUGUUCUUUGGUUCUUAGGGGCUGAUAUUAAAGUUUCAUCAGCAUUAGGUGUCCAUUGUCAGCUUGUUAGCCUUCAUGAUGCUUCUCCCCUCACCCUCUGCUAAGUCAUAGCACUGUACAAAAAAGGCUAUCUGCUCUUUUAACCAGAUGGCAGAAGCAAGCAACUGUUUUUCUGCAGAGCUCCCUGGUAUAUCGUGUGGUUUCGGGGGCUGCAGCAGUCAUGUCUGCCCACCAGCUGCCAAAAGUUAUGUUGUGAGCUUAGUCUGAAGACCAUAAAGAGCUAGAAACUGCUAUAUUUUGACUGUGGGGUUUGUAGGGGGACAGAAAAGGAUAGCUAGGCUGGUGAAUAGAAGCCAACCACAAGUGGUUGCUAUAGAGAUAACCUAUAUUACGCUUAGCAAAGUAGUAAGGCUGUGCAGCAGAUAGCUCUGGAGUAAAGAAACCUUUCCUAUCCUGUCAGCACAAAGCGGCUGACUCACAGAGCAGUCUCCAUUUCAUAUGACAGUGCUGCCAUUUCCUAGGAUGGGGUUUGGACUUCCUUACUGCAUUCUAGCCUCCUUUUAUCUCCAACAUUUUAUGGACAAGUCACUUCCAGACCUCUCCCUUGGUCUGGGCUAGCUUUCCUGAAUUCAUUGUUCAGAUCAAAUCCUACUUGCAGUGACAGAGAAGUGGGGGAUGAGAGUAAACCCCUUCUUUAACCCAGUUCAGUCAGUGGCAAAACUCCUGUCUGCUGUGACCAGAGAUUGCUGCAGAAGAGCUGCUGGCUGUGUGGUGGAAACUUCCCCUGCCAACAGCCCAGACAGAGCCCGUUUGGGACAGCAGAGUGUGAUGAGGGAGAACCUCAUUCUUCCCUUCCUCAAGGAUCUGGAAGAGAAACUGAACAAACUCGGUGGUGUGGAUAUUGUAUGUUCCGAUUUCCGAAAAUGAAAUUUGCUAGUGGUGUCUUCUAGUGAUGUCUGGGUGUGCAACCAGCUUGGAGUACUAUCAGUUUGGAGGCUUUAGCAGAACAAAUGGGAAGGUUGAAGAUUUGUAGGAGGAAAUAAGUGUUUCUUAGUAGCUGGUUCAGCUCAAAACCACACCAGUGUCCAAUUAAUUAAGAGACAUGUUGUCAGGAUAAGGUGUGGCACCCUAGCCCACAGAUGUUUUUUCAGCACUCUUCAGUAUCAAAGGACUCUUCCUGAUUGUGCCACCUUCCCUCUUUUCCGCUUUUUUUCUCUUGUUCCACAGGAUUUUGGUUACUUCCUCAGUAGACAAGGGGUUGGGCAGGCUGAGAAGUGCACUGUUUUGCAGGACAAGAUCCAGUGCAAGGAGAUGCCUUUGCAAGGAAAAAUUAAGGCUCCAAAAACAUCCAGGAUGGUGGCAUAGCUAUUGACAGGAAUUCCGACUGGAUCCUGGCUUGCCUGCAGAAGAAGCAUCGCCGGGCCUUCACCACUACGGAGGACCUGAAUGGAGUCUGUACUCUGCUCACCGCCGACUUGCGCAGCACGGCUUUCCUCAACCUCACCAAGAUGGUUGAGACCAAAUUAAGCGGCAUUCAAAACAGAAACAGCAAAGGCAAGUUUACUGCCACCAGCAGCUCUAUGAGCACAAACAACGUCAGCAUUACUUGUGGUGAGCACUUUGGCAGUGCAUGGAGCAACCACAUGUGCAAAGAACCGGGAACAGAGAUUGCUGUCAUUCUGGGUGGAUCAGAGAACACCAAGUCAGAUGAUUUCCAAAGCACCAAGAACUCAGUCAUCAAUAUGAUGAAGUCACGUGGCAGAAAUGCUCAAAGGUCAGGUUUGCUGUGGUGUGCAGUAUGGAGAACAGACCAAACUGAACUGAGCCUGCAAGAAAGCUGCAACAGAUUAACUGCUCUCUUCAAGGUCCAAAUAUGAAACAGCAGAGUUCACAGACUGACAUUGCAGCCACACUGCAGCAUGUAUUGGAUAAAGUCUUUAAUGACAGCCAUGACUCCAGACAGACUGACAAGAUAAUCAUUGUCAUGGUAUCUGGACAAGUGUUUUUAGAAAACCAUCAAUUGAGAAAUGUGAUGAACUCUCUCAAAAUGGCUAAGGUCAAACUCUGUGCUCCUAAGAUUGGAGAGUUCAUUAGCAACCACUGGUCCCAGAAGAGCUGCAGAAGGAUAGAAGUGACUGGUUCAUGUCGUCUGCCAUAUGAAGAUUUUGACAGUUUCCUUUCAGAGCUGCAGAGAGACACUCUGAUUGAGUCCGCUGAAAAUAUUCCAACUGAGACACCAGGACACAGAAACAUUAAUGACAAUGGUGGCAGCACGCUCCCUUCCUGGAUGGAGAGCGACAAAGAGGAGGAGGAGGAAAAUGGCUUGCGCUCUGGGACAGAGAUUGCUUUUAUUUUGGAUGGAUCAGGGAGCAUUGAACCAGACGAUUUUGAAAGAGCAAAAGCAUUUAUCCACAAGAUGAUGAAAACACUGUAUGAGAAGUGCUUUGAGUGUGAUUUUGCAGUGGUGCAGUAUGGCUUUGAAAUCAAAACUGAGUUUGACCUGCGAGAAAACUGGAAUCCAAAUGCCACCCUCCAGAAAGUACUUGAUAUUGUGCAGGUGUGCAAUGUGACAAAAACAGCAUCUGCCAUGCAACAUGCCCUGGAUUCUAUCUUCAUUGAAAGUCACGGAUCCCGGAAGGAUGCAGCCAAGAUCAUGAUUGUGCUUACAGAUGGGGAAAUACUCCUGGAUGAAAUGAACUUGACAACAGUGAUAAAUUCGCCCAAAAUGGCAGGAGUUGAGCGCUAUGCUAUUGGGGUGGGGGAUGCCUUCAAAAAACCAAAGGCCCUGAAUGAGUUGCGGCUAAUUGCAUCUGGUCCAGAUGACACUAAUGUAUUUCAGGUGACCAAUUAUUCAGCAUUAGAUGGGCUGCUUUCAACCCUGCAGCAGAGUAUUAUUGGGAUAGAAGGUACUCAAGGUGAUGCUCUGGAAUAUGAACUGGCACAAUCUGGUUUCAGUGUGCAGAUUUUGGAUAAGCGAGUCUUAAUGUUUGGUGCUGUGGGUGCCUUUGACUGGUCUGGUGGAAUUCUGCUGUAUGAUCUGGCAACCAAGACAGCUGUUUUCUUGAAUGAAUCAAAAGAAGAAGCCAAAAAAGCAAAGUACAGUUACCUAGGAUACAGCGUGGCAGUGGUGCGCACAGGCUACGGACCUUUGUAUGUGGCUGGAGCUCCGCGGCACAGCAUGACAGGGAAGGUAUUGGUGUUUCAGGAUGGCCACUUGAAACAAACCCUGCAAGGAGAACAGGUCGGAUCUUAUUUUGGCUCUGAGCUCUGCCCACUUGAUGUGAACCGUGAUGGGGAGACAGAUCUUCUCCUUGUUGGAGCUCCAUUUUAUCACAUCCAAGGGGAAGAAGGAAGGGUUUACGUCUAUCGCCUGGAGACAGAGACUGGUUCAUUCACCUUGGAAGGACAUUUAAAUGUGCAGGUGACCACUCAGUUUGCAAGAUUUGGGUUUACUGUGGCCAGCAUUGGAGACAUCAACGGGGAUGGAUAUGAGGAUAUUGCAGUUGGAGCCCCCCUUGAAGAUCAUCUUUCAAACAGUUCCUCUUUUGGCAGCAUUUACAUCUUUAAUGGUGAAAAGGACAAGAUCAAGAGCUCUUUUUCUCAAAGAGUAAAAGCCUCUGAAAUAUCAGCAGGACUCCAGUAUUUUGGACAAUCCAUUGAUGGUGGCUUUGAUUUCACUAAUGAUGGUCUCCAAGAUAUUGCAGUAGGAUCACUGGAGAAUGUAGUUGUACUCCGCUCGAGACCAGUUGUUCACUUUCUCACCAGUAUGAGGUUCAACCCUGAGAGAAUAUUAAUUUUCCAGAACAGCAGCAUUGUUACAGCAAAACUGUGUUUCAAUAUAAUCUCAGCUUUACCAGUGUCUCAACAAGUGUUUUCACAGUUAUACAUUCUCUACACGGUGGACUUAGAUGUGAAAAUGGCAAAGAAGAGAUUACAGUUUAAGGAUCAGAACACCACAACAAGUGGAAAGCUCUUAGUCAGAGAGCACACAUCAUGCUCUGAGCUGCAGCUUUUCACGCUGCCAUGUGACUUUGACUGUUUUUCCAAUGUUUAUCUGAGAGUUAAAUAUGAGCUCUGUGAGAAAAACGAUAGUACGGAGUUUGCUGUUCCUGUGCUUGAUAAAUAUCAGCCAUCAGAAAUGCAUUUUCAGUUGCCUUACAAGAAGGACUGCAACAAGACCAUCUGUACUGCUCAUUUAACUUUGACAAGUCAGAUCCAAAGAGAAUUAGUGGUGGGCUACACUAAAGAAGUGUCCAUGAAUUUUUUACUAAAUAACAGUGGAGAUGACUCAUACAUGACAACUAUGGUCUUGAACUAUCCUAAAAAUCUCCAUUUUAAGAAGGUGACAGCCGAGCCAUCCUCUCCUGCUAUUCACUGUGGCCAGCCAAUACCCUUCACUUCUGUGGAGUUAUCCUUGAACUGCAGAAUUGGGCAUCCAGUGUUCAAGAAGACAACUGCCAACUUCUCUGUGAUUUGGCAAUUAGAUGAAAGUGUAUUCCCAAAUAAGUCUGCAAUCACUGUUAAUAUCACCAACAUAAAUGAAAAUAGCACCAUUCUGACUGAAAAACAUGUCCUUGAUGUCAGAUAUGCGUUCACUGCAGUUCUUACCAAGCCAGUUUCUUUAAUGUACAUGAACGUUCGCCAAGGACUACUUGAAAACAAAGAAUUUAAAUUUAAUAUAAAUGGAGAAAACCCCUUUAAUGCUACCAUCAAGUUACAGAUUUGGGUUCCUGUCAGUGUACAAGGUCAGAACAUAGCAACUGUCAAAAAUGCAUCAGGAACACAGGGUACAACAGAGUGCAGAGUCAGCGAUGAACUGGUGCCUCAUCUAAGGGACUAUUCCAACAGCGCAGAACUAGAGGUCAUACAGGACGUGGAGUAUCAGUGCGUGUAUUGUUCCAUCCAAGCAGAUAAUGAAAACAUCACCGUGGCAGCUGAAUUGUCCUUAAUUAACGCAGACCAGUUCUUGAAAAGAAGAAUUGACCUCCUGAUCCCUGGAAAAAUCACCUUCAACAGGCAACUAUAUCAGGGGCUGAAAGAAGAGGAACAUAAUGCUGAGAUAACUCUUAUCUUCCUGAAAGAGGAAGUGUUUGAUCCUGUACCUACUGUCAUAGGAAGCUCUAUUGGUGGACUUCUCUUGCUGUUGUUCAUUAUUCUGCUCCUCUGGAAGCUUGGCUUUUUCAAAAGAAAAUAUAAGAUCAUGAUGGAGCAAGAAGAUACUUCCUGAAGACUAAGCUGGCCAAAGCAGAACCCUCUGCAUUCUGUCACCGUCUUUUUGGAAAUACCAGAGUCAAAGUCUGGCUAAGAUGCAAAAUGAUUCUUGUUCCCUGAGCUGGGAUAGAUCUAUAGGACUCCAGACUUUGGGACUCCUCCAAGUUCCUGUUCUGACCAUAGGGGCCCUGCGCUUUUGGGCAAUCUAGUUGUGUGCUUGUUUCAUUUGAGCUCACCACUCAUCAUAGAAGGGCUGUCUGGCAUUGAUAAACUAGACUCCCCAUGACAUAUUUUGCUUUAAUGUAGAAAUGCUAGGAAAAAAUCAGCUUGGAGCCUGUUAUAUUGGAUUAUAGUCUUAAUUGUGAUGCCGAGUGGUUCUUAAAAUGAUUUUAAUACUGAGUAGCUUCAGAAUAGAUUAAAAUAGAAAUAGAUUAGUGGAAGCUUCCUAUUCUGCUAUUGCUAAUGAAAAUGUAGAGACAAGCAUUUUGCAUAUAAGUGUAUAUACUUAUAUAUGAGAAUAUAUAUAUAAAUUUGUCUAUUUUAAUACAGUAGAAUAUGUUCCUUGAUAUCUCUGGUUCUUGGAAUGAUAAGUAUAUAUGUGGUGAUUUGGGUAUUGUACUUUACAGGGUCAUUUCUGGUUUUGCAUUUUCAGUUGCUUUCAGAUCCUGAUAUGGUCACAAAUAAAAAUUUGCAUUAUGGGCCUAAU